GAAGUGACCUAGGGCUAAAAUUUCACCUUUAUGGCUAAAAGUUUCCACAAUAAUUCCCUAAGUGCUGUUAGCCAAAGGUCGCGUCCAAAUCUUCAAUCAUGGUCGCUAUUCACUCGCCAUAAUCGUCAAUUAUGGUGAGUGAAACGUUUUAUUAUUAUUUUCAAUAAAACCCGACCUUCUUACCUUAAAAGAAAAUUGGUACCUUCUUUGUUCCGACGCGGGUAAAUAAUCAAGUCCAAUCAGUCGUUUACUGUUGUCCAAUACGGAAGCACGGACAGACAGAUCGAUCAGUUACACGUGUAUAAGAAUUUGCAUGUAUAAAAAAUAUUAAAAAGUACCUAAUAUGUUUUGUAGAUAAAAGUGUUUCGCUUUGCGUGCCUCGACUUCGCAGUGUGGGCAGGGUACGACAAUGAUAAAGGUGAUUAGUAUGUUGAACGACUUUCCAAGAUGGCGCUGGGUUGUGGCAGCUAUAUGUACCAUUCUAGCCGUGGGAGGUUUGGUAUUCGCUCUGGCUUUUAGCGCACUUUUUGAGUACAUUCUGCAAUCGAAAUUGGCUCUAAUACCUGGCUCGCGGGCUUACAAUGUGUGGCGGGGACCCACACUACCUCUCUACUUUGAGAUCUACUUCUUCAACUGGACCAACCCUGACGCCUUUCCUGGAGAGAAGCCUCACUUAGUACAACUGGGCCCGUACCGCUUCAGAGAGCACCGCGAGCACGUGAACGUGACGUGGAACCGAGCGGAGCACACCCUGGGCUACCGCACCUUCCGCAGCUGGCAGUUUGACGACUCCAGCGAGGGCAGCCUGGAUGACGUCAUCACCACCGUCGACGUCAUCACUGCUUCGGCCGUCCACCACGAGAAGCCCCAUCAGAACCACUUCGAACAGUAUAUGUUCAGUCUGUUCCUGAAGAACACAUUCUCAGGCCAUCGGAUUCACGUCACCAGGGCAGUCAGGGAACUCCUGUUCGAGGGCUAUAACGACUGGCUGCUGACGAUGGCUCAGGCCAUGCCCAAAGGACCUUCCGGAAUACCGAAGGUUGACAAGUUUGGGUGGUUUUAUCAGUUAAAUAACUCGUUGGACACUCACGGAUACGUGGAGGUGACCACAGGUGAACAAAGCGGGACGCUGCCAGGACAGAUCGUGAGGUGGAACCACCAGAACCAUGUUGAGUAUUAUCAGGGGAAAUGCUCAAGGUUAGAGGGCAGCGCAGGAGAGUUCAUACCAAGGAAUCUAACAGAAAAAUCGGUGCUCACAAUGUUUUUCCCAGAUCUAUGUCGUACAGUGGAUAUGACAUACAUGUACAGUGGACAGCAUAGAGGUCUGGACUACCUCAAGUUUGGAAUGGGCCCGAGCAGUUUCGAUAUCUCACCAACGUCUUCCCAGAAUUCUUGCUUCUGCAAUGGACCAUGCGAAUGGGGCGGUGUUAUGAACAUCUCUGCAUGUAGGUUCAACUCACCAAGUUUUGUCAGUCUGCCGCAUUUCCUCCACGCGGACCCACGUCUCCGCGAGCAGGUCACGGGCCUCCACCCUGACCCUGAGAAACAUUCCUUCUAUUUGGCCAUUGAGCCUAAAUUGGGCAUACCCGUAGAUGUGGCCGCCAGGAUUCAAAUAAACAUUCUUAUGGAACCAGACAAUGGAUUGUACAUAAACGUACCAAAACUGCUUUUCCCCGUAUUCUGGUUCCAACAAUGCGUGUUGAUUGACGAAGCGAUAGGCGGCGAGCUGUACAUGGUACGGAUCAUCCAAGAUUGGGGAUCCACAUUCUGUCUGGGCAACGCUCUGGUGUUCACCUUCCUCGCCCUGCUGACCUGCAACUUCUGUGGGAUACGAAGCCAGAAGACGAAGACCAAACUUACGAGAGAGACGGAGAAUACGUGAUACUCGACUUUUAGUUGUAGAAUGUCUAUUAAUUAAAAAUUAACAGUAUUAUUUCAACUUGUAUCCCAACUAAUAUUAAGUAUAAAUGCGAAAGUAAAUUUGUUUGUUUGCUACCUC
Plodia interpunctella (Indianmeal moth) is the source of this 1999-nucleotide messenger RNA. RefSeq names its product protein peste-like. Bases 410 to 1882 code for a protein of 490 amino acids. The transcript is spliced from 11 exons. Gene Ontology annotation, molecular function: scavenger receptor activity. Gene Ontology annotation, cellular component: membrane; cytoplasm. NCBI's taxonomy places the organism in Eukaryota, Metazoa, Arthropoda, Insecta, Lepidoptera, Pyralidae. The record is from RefSeq and is a predicted model, not a curated record.